AUGUUCCGCGCGCGCACGUUCGUCGAAGGGCCUUCCAAGCGCGUGGGCGACGCGGGACUGCUGGCUACGGACGUCUCGAGCGCCCUCAAGCGACAGCGGCUCGAGCAUUGGGACGCUCUGUACGCGCGGCGGUCAGGGGGCGUCAGCGACGUGGUCGAGGACGCGUCAUCAUUGCUAGUGGAUACGCGUCGCUGUACGAUCGUCGAAGGCGGUCGAGUACCGCCUUCAGUACUGGACCAAGUGCAGAAGGAGUGGCACCUACAGCCGCGUCUGUACCAGCGACGCCAAGUGCGCUGCUGUCGGGCGUCAGUGCCGUCGGCGCGUCAUCGCAGUGGCCGGCAGUGGGUCCCUUUCUUUGUGUUUUUCUUACGCAAUAAAGUGCUGCUGUGGCAACAAGAGUGGAACAAAGUGAUUGCUCUGCAACUUCCGGGUGAACUUGGGUCGGACGACGUGGCGUACCCUUUUUUGUUUGCGCUCGACAGUCAGAGUCUCAGUCUUUUAGUCGUCGCUCAGAGCGGCUUGGUGCUCUUGUGGGAAGAUAUUGAGCUGCCGUAUGAGAGUAUGCCAUUGAGUAUACAGAUACCGUUGGACAUUAGUGAACUCGUGUAUACGCACGACCAUGCUGCGAUCGUAGCAGCAGAGCACGACGGGAGACAUGAACGAGGUGUUGAUGGACUGAUUUGCUGGAGCAAUCAGGGCAAUGUGUGGGAAGUCACGGUGGAAGACCGACGCAUUCGUGUGCGAGCUUUUGAGAAGCAGAGUGCAGGCUUGCUGGCAGGGAUCACCAAGUCAGUGUCGCACUUUUUCUUUUCGUCGACUGGGUCAGGAGCUAGGGCGGACAAGGAAGAGCUGGAUGUAAACCAGCCGAUCACGUGCUUGAGGGUUCUUCCAUCAUCGUUUGGAGACGCAGCGUCGAUUGAUAGUGGCGGAGAUGAAUUGGAUGAUACGUCGGAUAUGCUCGUGCUGUUUCAGGACGGGAUGUUGGAACGACGCUCUUUUAACAUUGAAGAUGUGCUUGACUGCUCAUGUGUUUCUCGAUGGCAUUUUAAUGCUGGGCGUGUAGCAGCACGUUAUUUCAGCAACGACUUCCCUGCAGCCCAUUUGGCAAAAGUGCACGUUGUUUCAGUGCCAUACGUGCACGACGCGUGUGUCGGUCUACUGGUGGCUUUUAUCUGCUCAUCGUCACGAUCGGGAACAAACGCGACGGUCAAGUACGCGCUGUUCCAGUUCUCACUCGAGGCAGUGAAUGGUGGCUCUGCACCAAUGCCGCAAUGGGUGCACAUGCUGGACUUUGAGCCUGCUUUCGAUGGGCAGACCGUCGACCAUUUUUUUAGCAGUCGAAAGCUUUUCCGUCACACGUGGCGCUCUGUACCUCGUGUGGACACAGAUGGAGCCUGUCCAGUUUUGUGCGCUCCUUUUACCUCGCAUUGGGCAACCCACUGUACGGUCGACGGCGUUCCCGCUUCAAGGUACUCAAGGAAGACUGGCUCUGGCAUUUGGAGCUCGCGCAGACCAGAGCUUAUUUGA
Peronospora matthiolae is the source of this 1527-nucleotide messenger RNA. The record is from the annotation of a GenBank genome assembly. NCBI's taxonomy places the organism in Eukaryota, Oomycota, Peronosporomycetes, Peronosporales, Peronosporaceae.